UAUGCAAAGUAUUUUAUAUAAUGUAGGAAAAAUAAGAUAGAAAAUGAUUGCAUUAUUCAUUUUUUACUCAAUUAGUUGAAACUGGUGGUUAGCAACAUCAGAUGUGCAAAGAGGACCCAGUGGUUGAUCCAAUAACAGUAUUCCAUUCUCUCCCCAUGAUUUUGCAAUGAAACCAUAAAACCAAACAGGAUACUUUCUUCAUGUUGACCAAAACUAUUUAUUUUUGAUAGAAAUGACACACAAGACUAAUUGCAAGACAUUUGCUUAAUUGAAACAGGAGUCGGUUGGGAACAUCUUAUGUGAUAUAUUGUAACAUCUCUCACAUUAAAACAAAACACAACCCUUUCCCUGAAAAAUAAACCUCUUGAUGCCCACAUCUCUUCCCAUUCAUCACCACAUUUCCCUACUCCAUUUCAUAGCAGACACUCCCUGUAGGUUUGAUGCAUGCCUUCUCAACUUCCUUUCACACUGUUCUCACUUGUUCUUAGUCUAGCCAGGCAUUUGUCUCCAAAACCUCUAUUGUGACAUUUUUAUCAAGGCUGCAAGUGGCAUUACAUUGCCGCAUCCAGGGCUAAUUCUUAGUCCUCUUCUUAACGUAUCAUUAGUAUCUGACACUGUUGAUCACCGCCUUCUUCUGGUAACACUUUCUUCUCUUCAUACCACAUUUCACAAUUUUCCUUCUACUUCAAGCCACUCACCUUCUCAACUGCCUUUGUUGGAUCCUCCCCUUCUUUCCAACAUCAAACUGGGUUUUCCUAGGUCUUAGUUAUUGGAACCCUUCUCUUUUCUAACUACUCUGACUCUUGUGUGGUUUCAUCCAUGUUCAUGGUUUUAAAUAACCUAUAUAUGCAUGGACAACUUCCAAUCUUAUACCUUAACUCUGGUGCUCAACCCUGACCUCCAGACUAAUACAUUAUCUGCUUGACAUUUUUGACUGUCAGAGAGCAUGUCAUAUUUUACCACAAUAAAAACAUCGAUUCCCCCACUUCAAAUCUCCUUCUCUCCCAGUUCCAUCAUCCCCAGUAAAUAGCACCAGCAUUUACACAGUUUCUCACAAAUGUCAGUGUUUCCAUGUCUAGCCCAUUCCAAAUUAUAAGACUCACUGAUAGAUGAAAAAUGCACAUUAACAAGAAAAUCACUCCCUCUCCUAUCUCAGACUUAGAGGAAGCAAACAAGCAAGCUGCAAAACGAAACCAAAGCUUCUUGGGAGAACAUCUAAACUUUAUCCCUGGAAUCAAGACUGACAUGGUCAAUAGUCUUUCUGGGGUCACAUGCUUCCUUGGAGCUCAUAUGAAAUGAUGUUGGGCAAGAUGCUGUUUGCCUUAGGUGUAGGAUUACAUGGUCAGACAGGGUGUGUGUUUGCGUAGAAACAGCUUUACUGUGACAGUAACAGAGCACCUGCACCUAGAAGAACACACUUGGAAGAAGUUGUACAAAUCCUAAAAAUGACAGUAAGAGAAAACUGAGCCUUCUUGGACGAUUUUAACUGAAAACUCAAACCAAAACAAUAGCAACGCACCUAGAAUUAUUACUACUACAAAACACACCUGGAUGCUCUAAGGACACAGGAAAGAAUGAGCUAUUACGGCAGCAGCUACAGGAUUGUCAACGUGGACUCCAAAUACCCCGGCUACCCCCCAGAGCACGUUAUAGCUGAGAAGAGAAGAGCAAGAAGACGUCUGCUCCACAAAGACGGCAGCUGUAAUGUGUACUUCAAGCACAUUUUCGGGGAAUGGGGGAGCUAUGUGGUCGACAUCUUCACCACUCUUGUGGACACCAAGUGGCGCCAUAUGUUUGUGAUAUUUUCUUUAUCUUACAUUCUCUCAUGGUUGAUCUUUGGCUCCAUCUUUUGGCUCAUAGCGUUUCACCACGGAGAUCUGUUAAAUGACCCGGACAUCACGCCUUGUGUCGACAAUGUCCAUUCUUUUACAGCGGCGUUUUUAUUCUCCCUCGAGACCCAAACCACCAUAGGGUACGGCUACCGUUGUGUCACCGAAGAAUGCUCUGUGGCAGUGCUCAUGGUGAUCCUUCAGUCCAUCUUAAGCUGCAUCAUAAAUACCUUCAUCAUCGGGGCCGCCUUGGCCAAAAUGGCAACUGCUCGGAAGAGAGCCCAAACCAUACGUUUUAGCUAUUUUGCACUCAUAGGCAUGAGAGACGGGAAGCUUUGCCUCAUGUGGCGCAUUGGUGACUUCCGACCAAACCACGUGGUAGAAGGAACAGUUAGAGCCCAGCUUCUCCGCUACACAGAAGACAGCGAAGGGAGGAUGACGAUGGCAUUUAAAGACCUCAAGUUAGUCAAUGACCAGAUCAUCCUGGUCACACCAGUAACUAUUGUUCACGAAAUUGACCACGAGAGCCCUCUGUAUGCCCUUGACCGCAAAGCGGUAGCCAAAGAUAACUUUGAGAUUUUGGUGACGUUUAUCUACACUGGUGAUUCCACUGGGACAUCCCACCAAUCUAGGAGCUCCUACGUUCCCCGAGAAAUCCUCUGGGGCCACAGGUUUCACGAUGUCUUGGAAGUGAAGAGAAAGUAUUACAAAGUGAACUGCCUGCAGUUCGAGGGAAGUGUGGAGGUAUAUGCCCCCUUUUGCAGUGCCAAACAGUUGGACUGGAAAGACCAGCAGCUGCACAACAUGGAAAAACCACCGCCAGUUCGAGAAUCCUGCACAUCAGACACCAAAGUCCGACGAAGAUCAUUUAGUGCAGUUGCCAUUGUCAGUAGCUGUGAAAACCCCGAGGAGAACACCACUUCUGCCCCGGAUGAGUGUAAGGAAGCACCUUAUCAGAAAGCUUUUCUGACUUUAAAUAGAAUCUCUGUAGAAUCCCAAAUGUAGUCCUAAGUUGUAAUUACGAGGGGUACCCCUCGAUCAUUUUACUCUCCAGCCAAUCACCUUAAGGCAAGUAGUUGUAAACAUGGCUUGUGAACAAUGUCAUAGCUAUGUUUUAUGGUGACGGUGAGUAAGUUGAGUAGGUUAAACUUGGUAAAAGAUAACUUAAAAAAUGCCGUAGUUCUGAAAUAUUAAAAGUUUUCUUGCUAGCCUAUCUUGAAUUAAGAACGCUAUUAAUUGAUUAGAAUUCAUUUCCUUUUAUUAUCUCAUAUAUUUAUGUCUUCGAUUGGAGGCACACAGUAUUUAGUAAUGGGGAACAAGGGCAGGAAUGAAUGCUGGAAUAAAUAAAUAAAAAAAAAACAGGAAGACAAAUAAGCCAGCAUGAAUAA
Molecule: messenger RNA, 3217 nt
Organism: Microcebus murinus (gray mouse lemur)
Lineage: Eukaryota; Metazoa; Chordata; Mammalia; Primates; Cheirogaleidae
Source: RefSeq, a predicted model, not a curated record